Messenger RNA from Gavia stellata (red-throated loon), 5581 nucleotides. RefSeq names its product DENN domain containing 5A (gene DENND5A). The coding region runs from base 1 to 3867 and encodes 1288 amino acids. Gene Ontology annotation, molecular function: guanyl-nucleotide exchange factor activity; small GTPase binding. The transcript has 23 exons. NCBI's taxonomy places the organism in Eukaryota, Metazoa, Chordata, Aves, Gaviiformes, Gaviidae. The record is from RefSeq and is a predicted model, not a curated record.
AUGAGCGGCGGCAGCGGGGGCGGCUCCUCGGCACCCGGCCGCUUCGCCGACUACUUCGUGAUCUGCGGGCUGGACACUGAGACCGGGCUGGAGCCGGACGAGCUCUCCGCUUUAUGCCAGUAUAUACAGGCCUCUAAAACCCGAGAUGGUGCCAGCCGUUUCAUUUCAAGUGCAACAGAAGGGGAAAACUUUGAACAGACUCCGUUAAGACGCACAUUCAAAUCCAAAGUUCUUGCUCGCUAUCCUGAGAAUGUUGAAUGGAACCCUUUUGACCAGGAUGCAGUGGGAAUGCUGUGUAUGCCUAAAGGGCUUGCUUUCAAGACACAAGCAGACUCCAGAGAACCUCAGUUCCACUCUUUUAUUAUUACUCGUGAAGAUGGCUCACGGACAUUUGGAUUUUCUCUCACGUUUUUUGAGGAAGUUACUAGCAAACAGAUCUGCAGUGCAAUGCAGACAUUGUAUCAUAUGCACAAUGCUGAAUAUGACAUUCUUCAUACUCCACCCACAAAUGACAAAGAUAGCUGCAGCAGCACUGGAGACUGCAAUGGCACUUCUGUUUCAAAGCUACAGCGUUUUAACUCCUAUGACAUCAGCAGAGACACACUCUAUGUCUCAAAGUGCAUUUGUCUGAUUACUCCAAUGUCUUUCAUGAAAGCUUGUAAGAAAGUACUAGAACAACUUCACCAAGCAGUGACUUCACCUCAGCCGCCACCUCUACCUUUAGAAAGCUACAUCUACAAUAUUCUCUAUGAGGUUCCUCUUCCUCCAGCAGGAAGGUCUUUAAAAUUUUCAGGUGUUUAUGGACCAAUUAUCUGCCAGAGGCCAAGCACCAGUGAACUACCAUUAUUUGAUUUUCCAGUUAAAGAAGUUUUUGAAUUGCUUGGAGUAGAAAAUGUGGUUCAACUCUUUACCUGUGCCCUCUUGGAAUUUCAGAUACUGCUUUAUUCACAGCAUUAUCAGAGACUGAUGACUGUGGCAGAGACCAUCACAGCACUAAUGUUUCCAUUUCAGUGGCAGCAUGUGUAUGUUCCUAUACUUCCAGCAUCCCUCCUUCAUUUUCUAGAUGCUCCUGUCCCUUACCUCAUGGGCUUGCACUCUAAUGGGCUGGAUGACAGAUCUAAGCUGGAACUUCCUCAAGAGGCUAACCUGUGCUUUGUGGAUGUAGACAACCAUUUCAUCGAGCUGCCAGAAGACUUACCCCAGUUCCCAAAUAAACUUGAGUUCAUUCAGGAAAUUUCAGAGAUACUAAUGGCUUUUGGAAUUCCACCUGAGGGAAACCUUCACUGCAGUGAAAGUGCCUCCAAGAUGAAGAGCCUCAGAGCAUGUGACCUGGUUUCUGAUAAAAGAAAUGGGAACAUAGCAGGAUCACCUUUGAAUUCCUAUGAACUGCUAAAGGAAAAUGAGACUAUUGCAAGACUCCAAGCACUUGUUAAAAGAACAGGUGUGAGUCUAGAAAAGUUGGAGGUGCGAGAGGAGACCAGUAGCAAAAAGGAUCUUAAAAUUCAGUGUGAUGAAGAAGAAUUCAAGAUUUACCAGCUGAACAUUCAAAUCCGUGAAGUUUUUGCCAACCGCUUUACACAAAUGUUUGCAGAUUAUGAAGUAUUUGUCAUUCAACCCAGUCAGGACAAGGAAUCUUGGUUUACAAACAGGGAACAGAUGCAAAACUUUGAUAAAGCAUCUUUCUUGUCAGACCAGCCUGAACCUUACUUGCCUUUCCUUUCGAGAUUCCUGGAAACCCAAAUGUUUGCAUCUUUUAUUGACAAUAAGAUUAUGUGCCAUGAUGAAGAUGAUAAAGACCCUGUUCUGAGAGUAUUUGAUUCUAGAGUGGAUAAAAUUAGGCUGCUAAAUGUCAGGACACCAACUCUGCGCACAUCUAUGUAUCAAAAGUGCACAACCAUUGAUGAGGCUGAGAAAUCUAUUGAAUUAAGGCUAGCAAAAAUAGAUCACACUGCAGUCCACCCACACUUGCUGGACAUGAAAAUUGGACAAGGGAAAUACGAGCUUGGAUUUUUUCCUAAGCUUCAGUCUGAUGUUUUAUCCACUGGACCAGCAAGCAAUAAGUGGACAAAGAGAAAUGCUCCUGCACAGUGGAGGCGGAAGGACAGACAGAAGCAACACACAGAGCACCUGCGUCUUGACAAUGAUCAGAGAGAGAAGUAUAUCCAAGAAGCCAGGAAUCUGGGCAGCACUAUUCGGCAGCCCAAACUGUCUAACCUCUCUCCAUCGGUAAUUGCACAAACAAACUGGAAGUUUGUAGAAGGCUUGUUGAAGGAAUGCCGAAAUAAGACCAAGAGGAUGUUGGUUGAAAAAAUGGGUCGAGAAGCUGUGGAGCUAGGUCAUGGUGAAGUGAAUAUCACAGGUGUAGAAGAGAACACCCUGAUAGCCAGUCUGUGUGACCUCUUAGAAAGGAUAUGGAGCCACGGGCUGCAAGUCAAACAGGGAAAAUCUGCUUUGUGGUCUCAUCUGUUACACUAUCUAGAAAACAGACAGAGAAAAACUACAUCAGGCAGCUUCAGUACCUCAGGAAUACUUCUCGAUUCAGAAAGGAGAAAGUCUGAUACCAGUCCAGCCAUGUCACCUCUUAGAAUCUCUCUCAUCCAGGAUAUGAGGCAUAUCCAGAACAUUAGCGAAAUCAAAACAGAUGUUGGCAAGGCCAGAGCCUGGGUUCGUCUCUCUAUGGAAAAGAAGUUGCUCUCUAGGCAUCUAAAACAGCUGCUUUCAGAUCAUGAACUCACAAAAAAACUCUACAAGCGUUAUGCAUUCCUCCGCUGUGAUGAUGAGAAAGAACAAUUCUUAUAUCAUCUCCUGUCAUUCAAUGCUGUUGAUUACUUUUGCUUUACCAAUGUUUUCACAACAAUCUUGAUACCAUACCAUAUAUUGAUUGUUCCUAGCAAGAAACUUGGUGGCUCAAUGUUUACAGCCAAUCCUUGGAUCUGUAUCUCAGGGGAACUGGGUGAAACAGGAGUCCUGCAGAUUCCCAGGAAUAUAUUAGAAAUGACUUUUGAGUGCCAGAACCUGGGAAAACUGACCACAGUGCAAAUAGGACAUGAUAAUUCAGGGCUGUAUGCCAAGUGGCUAGUGGAAUAUGUUAUGGUCAGAAAUGAAAUAACAGGGCAUACUUACAAGUUUCCCUGUGGAAGGUGGCUUGGAAAGGGAAUGGAUGAUGGCAGCUUAGAGAGGAUCCUGGUGGGAGAGUUGCUGACUUCCCACGCUGAGGUUGAUGAGCGGCAGUGCCGAACACCUCCUCUGCAGCAGUCACCAAGCAUGAUCAGAAGAUUUGUCACUAUAUCGCCAAACAAUAAGCCAAAGUUAAAUACUGGUCAGAUACAAGAAGCUAUUGGUGAAGCUGUCAAUGGUAUUGUCAAGCAUUUCCACAAGCCAGAGAAGGAGAGAGGCAGUCUGACGCUAUUGCUGUGUGGAGAAAGUGGACUUGUUUCAGCUCUUGAGCAAGUGUUUCAGCAUGGAUUUAAAUCACCAAGACUCUUCAAAAACGUCUUUAUUUGGGACUUCUUAGAAAAAGCACAAACAUACUAUGAGACCCUUGAGCAGAAUGAAAUGGUCCCAGAAGAGAACUGGCAGACAAGGGCCAGGAAUUUCUGUCGCUUUGUCACUGCUAUCAACAACACCCCUAGAAACAUUGGGAAGGAUGGCAAGUUUCAGAUGCUGGUGUGUCUUGGAGCCAGAGACCACCUUUUGCAUCACUGGAUCGCCCUGCUCGCAGACUGCCCGAUCACAGCACAGAUGUAUGAAGACAUAGCACUGAUUAAGGAUCAUACUCUUGUGAAUUCUUUGAUUCGAGUGCUGCAGACCUUGCAGGAGUUCAACAUUACGCUGGAGGCAUCUCUUGUCAAAGGAAUUGAUAUAUGAUGUCUUGUCCCACAGGAAAAACUCUCUUUAAAAAAAAAAAGCAACAAGGAGUGAGUCUCGUUAGUAUGCAAAAGUUCUGUCUGCCAGUACGUUGUAUCGUGAACUUGCUCGUGGCCCUAAAAUGCAACUUUGACUUUUCUUGAAGGAAACUCCAAAUAUAGUACAGGCAAAUGGAUAGAAGCUGUAAACUCAAUGUAAAAAAGAGGAUUUUGGUAUAAAUCUAUUUUAGAGUUUAUUUGCUGAUUUGCUUUUUACACACUUUCAUGUGAAAGAGAUAGAGAUGAGUAUUGUGCAGCUUAUUUUAAAGCUGCAGUAUUUCCUUGCCAUAGAAAAUGUGCAGUGAGCCUUUCAGCAUUCUGUGAACUUGCCUUCAGAUAUGCUGUAUGUCAUAGACCCCAAUGUAUACACUCCAUUUCUGCUGAGAAGGUCAUUCUAUAGUUUUUAAACUAAUAUUUUAUAUAUUAACAUUAUUACCAAUGUUUGAUUUUUAACGUAUCGAUUCAUGUUCUGCUGCAAGGGAACUACAAAUCUGAUGUGUGCUUUUUUUUAAUAGCUCUAAAGCACUGAUUUGUCAACAAACCAUUUUUUCCUUUAUUUUUGUUGUCAGUAUUAUUUUUAGUGAAAUCCAGGAGACUGAACCAUGAAAUGUGCAGAGAUCAAAGUAAUAUUUUUCAUAUUGGUACGUAAUUGCACAGAAGAAAUUAAGCGUGUUUUUUAACUGAUGUUUUUUAUUUAUUUAACCUAUCGUUGUGUUUUGUAAGUUUGUCUUUAAAAAAAAAAAUCUUCUAUGAUACAACUGGCUAUAUUGUGUUGCAGUGCAGAAUUUACAGUGCAGCCCACUUAAAUGAAAAACCUGGAAUAAUUGUUCAUAACACAAAAAGGUUUCCACUUGAACCAGCCUUUUGAAGUUUGGUAUAUGGUUGCUGCUGGUAAUUCUCUUAACUGCUGAUAAAGAGGGACAUGAGUUCCCCUAAUGCUAGAUGACUAAAUAAAGAUGUUUAUGCUCCUAUGAAGUAAUAAUGGUAUACCUUACUAACAAAUAUAAGGAUUUCUUAAUUUUCUGAAAAGACAGUGAAUAGUAAGGUUGGGUUUUUUUCCUUUUGAAUGAAUACAUCUUGGGUCCUGUUGUCACAGUCUGCUUCAUUUGGGAUGCUUUUGGUUUUAGCAGAGAAAGCUUUAGUCCACUUCUACAAUAAAACACAAACAUUUUGAAUCCUUAAUUUAUCGGAGAUCUGGAACUUGGCAAAUGCCUAAAGGCAUCUCUGUUUAUUUGAAGCCUCUGAUAAAAAUCUCUUUGAAAUGAAUGUGUGACUUAAGAACAGGCUGAUUUAUCAGCAUCACAAAUUACUGUACAGAAAUUCAGGGCUAUGUAUUUAAGAGGUCUCCACUGUAUAAAUUUAUCUCAGUAUUGUCUCUCUUUUGAGAAGCAGAGUCCAAGUUUUUUGGUUCAUACAAUGUUGUAGCACCUUUUCUUUACCUACAGCUUAGUCAAAUCUUGUGAUAGUUUUAUUUCCAUAAUUUAUAAGUAUAGCACAUGUAUUAAAUUUUUGACUAUUUUUACUUUUGUCCUAUUUAUUUCAUUAUUAAAUUGAGAAGUUCCUUUGUCACUACCUAUCAGAGCAAGAUUCUUUUUUAAUUUCACAGUAACGUUAGGACGUUUCAAGGACAAUGUCCAAGCCACUCCUCAUGCUGGGUGGGUGUGAAUUCUUUCACA